This is a messenger RNA of Nerophis lumbriciformis (worm pipefish), 924 nucleotides long. NCBI's taxonomy places the organism in Eukaryota, Metazoa, Chordata, Actinopteri, Syngnathiformes, Syngnathidae. The record is from RefSeq and is a predicted model, not a curated record.
AUGGCAGACCUUGGAAUCAAAACGGGACAUAAGGUGCUGUUUGUUUGGGCCCAGCCCUCAUCCCCCACGACUUUAAAGAAGUUUGUUGACAAUCUCUGUGCCAUUGUUGGUCCUAAUGGAAAGGUUUCAGUGGAAAACAUGGACAUGCUAUUGCUAUCCUCCCAUGCUGAGUCCUCAUUUGAUCGGGUGCUCUCCUGCCUUCUGUCGGACAGCUUUCCUACCCACAGUUCAGAGACUCUGGCAGAGAUGGCCAGAGUACUUAAACCUGGUGGCAAGAUGCUUCUGGAUGAACCUGUUACAGAAGUUGAAUUCCAGAAUUUGAGGACUGCUGAGGAGUUAAUGUCUGCCUUGAAGUUAUCAGGUUUGACGUCAGUGACAAAGGUCAGAAACACAAAACUGAGUUCAGAGGCUUUGAGAGCUGCAGGUUACCCAGAAAGCAAUCUAUCAAGAAUACGCAUAUCCGCAACCAAACCAGAUUUUGAGGUGGGAUCGUCCAGUGCGAUUAAGCUGUCUUCUGGGAAAGUUACAUCUCAGCCAGAUAAAUUAGCUCUGGAUCCAAACACAGUCAAAAUGUGGACACUAUCGGCCAACGACAUGAAUGAUCAUGAUGUGGACCUUGUGGACUCUGAUGCACUGCUUGAUGAAGAAGACUUGAAGAAGCCAGAACCAGUGUCUCUUAAAGCCCCCACCUGUGGCGAUGGAGCACGCAAGAAGAAGAAAGCCUGCAAGAACUGCACAUGCGGUUUAGCUGAGGAACUGGAGGAGAGUAAAGGACAACAGAUGAGAAAUCUUCCCAAGUCUGCCUGUGGGAGUUGUUACCUUGGCGAUGCAUUUCGUUGUGCCAGCUGUCCAUAUAUGGGGAUGCCAGCAUUCAAACCGGGGGAGAAGAUUGUUUUGGAAAACAGCACGCUGACAGAUGCUUGA